Molecule: messenger RNA, 4035 nt
Organism: Danaus plexippus (monarch butterfly)
Lineage: Eukaryota; Metazoa; Arthropoda; Insecta; Lepidoptera; Nymphalidae
Exons: 5
Coding region: 338-2623 (761 amino acids)
Molecular function (GO): protein binding
Source: RefSeq, a predicted model, not a curated record
GGAGCUCGGUGAGAGUGGACGCGUCGCUCGAAGUCACUGCACCAGAAACUUUCGAUAUUAAAGAGAUGUCACAUUGAAAAGUUAUAGUGACUGUGUGUGUCUGUCUGUGUCUGGUAUAUGAUGCGUUAACAUUGUUUGUGUACAUUUUGUGAAGUUUUGUGUUAAUAAAAUUUCGAUAAAGGAGUGAAAGUAUGAACAUAUAUUACAAUUAUCAGAAAAAUGAUGUUUAACUUCAAUGAGAAUUAAAAAGGUGAGUUCAAAAGAACACAUAUGCUUCGAAUAAAGAACAUCUCCCAGGAAUGUACUUAAACGAAGAAAUGACCAGCAUCAUUGCAAAAUGGCUCACAAAUGUUGGAAGACAUGGCUAAUUAUAUACACUAUAUCAUUUCUUACAAUUAGCACCGCCGAUUUUACAACAGAAUGUCAAAGACCUUGUGACUGUAGGUGGCAGUCUGGUAAUAAAGCUGCAAUUUGUUCCAACUCAAGCUUGAGGGUUGUACCAGCUAAUUUAAGCAGCGAUAUACAGAUAUUAGAUCUAUCUAACAAUAAUCUAUUACAACUACAUCAAGAAGCCUUCAAAAGGGCAGGCCUGAGCAAUCUUAAGAAACUUUUUCUAAGAGAUUGUAAUAUUGAAACAAUUCACAAGGCAGCGUUUGUGACUCUUGCAAUUAUGAUAGAACUAGAUCUAUCAAAGAACAGGAUCCGAUAUCUUCACCCGGACACCUUCAAAGGCACGGAAAAACUAAGAUUAAUAAACUUGAAUAACAACUUUAUCGAUAAACUAGAAGAUGGUCUAUUUCGCAAUUUAAAGUAUCUUCAAAAAGUUGAAGUGAGCAACAAUAAGAUCUUCCGAAUUGGAACAAAGGCAUUUCUAAACUUGCCUCAACUGAAGAUAUUGAGAAUAGACGGUAACAAUUUGAGUCAUAUGAAACCCGAAACUUUAAUGGCGUUACGAAACUUGUCUGGACUUGAUUUGCACAACAACCCGUGGCGGUGUGAUUGCAACUUACAAUCGUUUAGAGAUUGGGUUAUCACUCACAACUUGUACACUCCACCAACGGUAUGUGCGGAACCCGCUUCGAUACGCGACAAACUUUGGUACGAAUUAGAUUCUUCAAACUUUGCUUGUCGGCCUACUAUAUUAGAACCCCUGCCAGAUGCAACUAUCAAAAGUUAUGAGGAAAACGUGACGCUGAUUUGUAAAGUAGUUGGCAAUCCACCUCCAGAAGUUGUGUGGAGGUUCAAUGGUAAAACGAUUGAGAUACGAUCUUUCGGAGAAAUACGUUAUAAUGUUAUGGAGAACACAAUGGAUCUUAUUAGAUGGGUUAAUUUAACCAUACUUCAUACCAGGUACAGUGAUAGGGGAAAUUACACAUGUGUAGCUGAAAACCCAGGAGGAAGGGAUGAAAAGACUUUAACGCUAAUGUUAUCUAAAUAUGGCGCUGCAGGAACCAUAGCUGGAAUGGACGCAGAUUCUUUUGCAAUUCUUGUGGGAUGUUUAUUAUCUAUCGCCAUAAUCGUCGGAGCUGUGUUAACCGUCUGCUAUUUCACAACACAAAAUGGCGAAUUAAAAAGACUGAUUAAAACUGAUAAUCGAUCAUCAAACGGAGAAGCUUUAAUAGAAGGCUCUGUGGCGUCCGAAGUAGAAAAAGUGUGUAAAACCGAAGUUAAUCCUAUGGCCAAGCCAGCGAAUAAAUACGAAUCUACUAUGGUCAAUACUGCGACAGAAAUGUUGGAAAUAAAAAAGACAUUAAUCGACACCGACUCUAGAUUGGUUUCCACGGAGAGACAUAAUCAUAAAGAAUCAGAAUUUCCUAAACAUACCAAAGAGUUAUUAUUGGAGCGCUUACCCCAAGAUUCCCAGACUUAUCCACCGGAUCUUCUUUCAUUUCCUCCCCGCCCGAGUCAAAUAUCACCAGCAAGUGGAAUUUCUUUGGACAGGCCACACAUCUCAACAAAAAUGGAGAGUCCAAAAUCAUCAAAUUGCGGCAUGUCGCCUAUAAACACGGCAAUUUAUACGAGACUACCUAAUUCGAGCUAUCAAGAACCUUUAGUAAGUAAAGGAUAUGUGACUUUGCCGAGAAGACCUCGAUCAGCUUAUCCCGAGGAUAAUCUCCGACCACAAAUCUUUUCUACCUUGAAUGGUGUCAUACCAUACUACGAUAAUUUUAAUAUGAAGUUUUUUGGUAAUGGAGGUAAUUAUUACAGUCUCAAUAAAAGUGAAAUCGAUUUAGGUCCAGUGAAUAAAAUCGGUUUUCUAGAUGCUUCUGACGAUAUAGAACCGGCCCCAUCACCUGCUCCGGGGACUCCUCAUGCCAAUAUACCAAGAAACAGCUUGAGUUCUCCAAACAUUCAUAAUCAGUUAUUGAUGUUACAAGCUAUGUCAAAUGGAAAUCUAAGAAACUCGUUAGAAAAUAGGCACUCUAAAGUAACCCUUACAGAUAGCGAUAGCCUUUUAAAGACUUCAAGUAGAGACUUGAAAAUAGGUUACAGUGUAAACGUUGCGAAUACACUGAGCAAAUCACGGAAUAUGAUGAAUCCUCCACCAAAAACAAGGAAAAGACAUUCCGGGGAAGUAAAAGAAACAUUUCUAAAUACUAUUGAAAAUGCUACACAAGUGUAACUUCAAAUAGGUGAGUAAGUAUAUGUAAUUGUGUAUAUGAAUUGGAUGAAAAUUUAAAAAAUCCAAAAAACUUCAUUGUUUCAAAGAGCAACAUGAACUAUAAUAUUAUUUUUAAUCUAACUGUUUUAAAAAACUUCGUGUAUAAUUUGAUUGAUUUUGUCAUUUUAACAGUACUGCAUUUUUGUUAAGCAAAUAUUUUUUUAAGAGAAAACAAAAAUAUACUAUAUUAAAGUCGGCGUCCAUUUUAUAAACCGGCUUUUAUAUGACUCUUUAUAUUAACUCACUUUAAGUUAAACUACAAAUUAAUUUAUCAUAUAUGUAGCUAUUUAAAUCGGAAUGAUAUUGUAGAUACUAACAUUAUUAAUAAGUAAGUUAGUUAUAACAUUUAUUAUUUAUGUAAACUAUAUUAAAUAAUUAUUAAAAUAUUGGUGCUUUUGAGAAAGAAAAUUGCAAUCCAUAAUCUUCCUUAUACGCUUUCUUUAACUACCGCAAAAGGAAAUUUUAUAACAAAGUGUGGACCAAACUAGCAGCAUAUUUCUUUUAUGUUUUUAAUAUUCUUCGUAAGCUCUGUUAUAUAAUUCAAACGUAUCACAUAUAGUUCAUGAAUGCUGUCUCUAAAAUUAUUUCUAAACAUAUCAUAUAAAAAUUGCUAGAUGUGGUCUAUACUUUUGUCAAAAAAAAAUAGUAGCAGUUUUCAAUUAUAUAGAACAGUUUUAAAAGGAUUAUGCAAAAAUUUUAUCACUUUAAAUUAUAGUUUUAAGAAAUUGUUUUUGUCAUUGUAUAAAUGUAAAUAGCAAUAAACUAUUCUACAGUUUAGGAGAAUUUAAGAUCAAUUAACUUAAACAAAAUACACAUAACAAUAAAAUAUAAAACAACUUGCAGACUUCUAGUUAUGUGAAAAAUACAAAAAAAAAAAUUGUAUGCACGAUGAGAUCAGGACAGAACAAUGACUAUAAUUUUGAAAAAAUAUUUUUUUUUACAGAGAAGGCACUCAUUUCACUUGAAACUUAUUUGUUUGUGUACAAACUCAAUCGCUAGAGAAGUUUUGAUGUUUUAUAAAUAAUAGACGUUUCUUAAUUGGUAUUAAAUAAAUAUUCAAUAUUAUAAGUAGAGCAUUAACCCUAUAUGAAAUUAAAGACAAGGAAAAGUGUCUUUAGCAAUAACAAUAAUUAUACCAAAUCGAUGUUUUUAUAAUUACAUAUCAAUGUUCAUCUUAUCCUCGCCGGUUCCUAACAAAAUAAAAUUAAAUACUCUUAGUUUGAAUUUAGUCGUUGUUCAAUAUACUUUAACGUAAAGAUCUUAAAUUCUGCUAGUGAUACUCGUAACCGAUCAAAUGUAAAUUAUGGUGUGUGUGUUGGACCAAUAGUGACGAGUGAAUGGAAAAUAUUAAAUAAAUAAAUUGAAAAUAAAAA